AUGCAGCCUUCUUAAGAAAAAUUGAUUGUUGAAUUUAUGAGUUUAACAGAAUGUCAAGAUGAAUAAAAAGCCUUAUAAUAUCUUUAGAUGAGUAACAAUAAUUUAGAAGUUAAUUAUAUGAAUUUAUCUUUAGAAUGCAGCCCAACUUUAUUUUGAUUUGGAAGGUUAUCAACCAAAUUUGAAAUCUUAAUCAAGUUUUUCCUCACAACAGUCAUAAUAAUAAUAAUAUUAGAAUCAAAAUUAAUAGAUAUCCUAAUAAGAUGUUAAAGAUGGUAUUGAUAUUCUUAGAUAUAGUAAAUACAAUGAUUUUCAAUCAAAAUAAUCCACCUCCUGAAUUAAUACGUUAGUAAUCAGCCCCAGAUGUAGAUUUAGUUGAGAAAUAUAAAAAAUAUUAAUAGAAUAAGAGAGCUAAUGAUGAUGGCAUUCUGAAAAAAACUUUAAAGUUAGGUUUGAAUGCAUUAAAAUAUAUAUGUAUUUAGAAUAUUCUUAUAUUUAAGUUAAACGAGGGCCAAAUCAUGGUAUAGACUUCUAGAGAUAUCUUUAAUAAUAAUAGAUUUAAACAACUAUUAAUUUUUAAAUGGGUAACUUUAGUGAUAACUUAAAGAAUGCUUAUGAAGAGAUAAAACCUUUAUUAGUAUAUAUACAUAAUUAAGAAUCUUUAUUAAUAUUUUAAAAAAUGAUAAGUUGUCAGACUUUAGUUUAGAUGCUAAAUAAACAUUAUAGAAUUGUUGGGUUUCUGGAAAAUCCUCAAGUAUAUGAAUAAUUACCAUUAAAACCUUAACCUCCCACCUUUUUAAUCUUCAGAUUAGAUUUAACUGAGUAAAAUGUAUUAAUGGAUACAAUAAAUUUGACAUUUGAAACCAAUUAUGAAGAUUUAGCUGGAAAAUUAAAAUUAUUAAAAGGCUAAUUUAAUAAACAGCUUAUUCUGGAGGAUUAAGCUAAAAAUUAAGUUGAUGUUCAACUAUAAUAUUUACCAAAUUAUAAUGGAUAAUAAUAUUAGAGACAAUAAUAAUAAAAUGAAAGAAGAUAGUUAGAUAAAUAGCAAAGGGAAAGAGAAUUAUUAAUUUAGUAAUAAUAAGAAGCUUAUAGGAUUGCAGAGUAAUAAGUUUAAGAAAAAAGAAGAAAAGAAUAAGAAUUAAUGUAAAAUGAAUAGAAUAAAUUAUUUGAAUAACAAUAAUUAAGUGUAUUAAAUCAACUAAUUAUAGGAAUAAAGACUAUUAUAAAAAGCUACAAUGUUAUCAAACUUACCAGAUGAACCAUAAGGUGAAGAUGGAAUUGAAAUUCUAUUUAGAUUUUUAAAUGCAAAAAGAACUAGAAGAUUUAAUUUAAAUGAUAAAAUAUAGGUAUUGGUCAUUUUUAUUUAUUUUAGUCAAUUUUUGAUUUUGUAUAAAGUUAAGAAGAUGAUUGUUUUAAUGAUCCUAAUUCAAAUAUAGAUCUAAUUUAGAAUUUCCCAAGAUUGGCAUUAAAAGACAAAAAAGAAUUAACUAUAAGUGAUGUAUUUACAGACUCAAAUAUGGUUUAAUUAAUUGUAGAAGAAUAUGAAUGA
Paramecium sonneborni is the source of this 1546-nucleotide messenger RNA. The record is from the annotation of a GenBank genome assembly. Lineage: Eukaryota; Ciliophora; Oligohymenophorea; Peniculida; Parameciidae.